UUCACCAGCAUGUUCAUCGACCCGGAUUGCCAAUUUUCUCCCGCUACCCCUCCACCUCCCCCUCCUGUUUGUUCGACCCCAGAACCUGUUGCAUCUUGUUCUGGCGUGUCCGACAUUAACCCGCCAGCUGUUGCAACCCUGCGAUCCAAGAAACGAAGGGCUAAAUCUGGUGCCGCUCACCCUGAUGAGGUAAAGGCCAAGCUCUUCAGAAUUGAGCUAGAGAUCGGAGAGCAGGUGCUUGCAAGCAAUAAAGCGCGGGAGGAGAGGGAGGUGGAAAAGCAUAAGCUGAUUGUUCGUAUGGCUGUCGAACAACAUGACAUGGUUGUGAAACAACAUGAGAUGGUUGUCGAGCAACAUCAGAGGCAGGAAGCAAGGGAGAUUGCUUUAUAUGAAGCAAAAUUGGCAAAGUUGCAUCGGCAGUAA
This is a messenger RNA of Ciona intestinalis (vase tunicate), 423 nucleotides long. NCBI's taxonomy places the organism in Eukaryota, Metazoa, Chordata, Ascidiacea, Phlebobranchia, Cionidae. The record is from RefSeq and is a predicted model, not a curated record.